GUUUCAGCUGAAAGUGGAAAGACGACUACGGGAAUUCUCUGCCAUAUAGACGAUUCUCUGGAUUCUGUUAUCAACCAGGGAUACACAUUGUAGCAACAUGAACGAUUCUAUAGGUUAGUUUUGCCGGAGAGGUCAUUCUAUUCUGAAAACCCGAGGUGGAUGGAUAUCAGAAUCAACACAUCAGUGACAUUGCAGGUGAAAAUAUCUCGGCUCUAAGGAUACCAUCUAUACAUUGAUAUACAACAUACCUCAAUUCUCAGGGAAACUUCAACUUUGUAAUAGCAUGAGUGUGGAAGUUCCACAGAUUCCUGUGGAUCCUGGGGAACACUACGCUGGGGAUGUGCCAACUGAACAACGUCCUCCUGUACCAGGGGAGGAAAACAUUGAGACGAUAUCCAAUGAUGGUUGCAGCAGCCAUAGUCACUAUAGUAACAAAACAGUUAUUACAAAAACUGAAUUGACUCAUUCGCCAGCAGCAACGCCGAGGCGAUCGAAUAUUGAUCAAGGGAAAUAUGCGUCAUUAUUACAGUACCAUGUCCAGAGAGGGGUCAAAGGUACCGAAGACAUUGAAGCACCCCUUGGAUUUGAACCUGAGGGCAGUGCAAGUGUCACACCACCGUAUACACGAUGGGCAGAGAGUUUUCGUGCACUUCUGGACGAUAGUGAAGGAAUUAAUCUUUUUAGGGAAUUUUUACAGCAGGAAAAUGACGAAGACAGUUUACUGUUUUGGUUUGCAUGCCAGGGUUUCAGGAAUAAGCUUGCAUCGGACCCAACCAGGGCUGGUACAGGAAAAGUUAUUUAUAAGAAUUUUAUAAAGUUGAAUGGACCACAGACAGUAAAAUUGUCGGAGCAAACAAGGAAUUACAUUGCUCAAGAUCUAAAUAAAACUCCCAUUACUCCAGGAUUAUUUGACCAAGCACAAUCGGAAAUAGAGGACCUAAUGCGAGAGACUACAUAUCCGAUGUUCCUAAAGUCAGAAAUCUAUGUGCAAUAUGUUCAGAACGGUGGACUCUUAAGUCCCAAGUGCGAAAGUAGCUCCAGCUCAUCGAAUGCGCGUUACCCCACUGGCUACUUGCCUACAGUACAUGAGGAUGCUGAACUUUGUUGUGAUGUGAAAUCUUCUACCUCAGAUUCGGAAAAACAGGUUCCAUUAACGAGUGAAAUGUUAGCAGCGACGAGAUACGCCAGAAUGGGAAUAGCCGAACACCACCGAGAAGGGAGGCAUUUGCAGUCGACCUUAUCAAAAGUAAUCAGUCCAUAUCAUCCUAGUCUAGCUUCACAUGCGCCAGCUACAUCUACCAACGACUCAGAGCUACAAAGUCUAUCAAGUGAUGCAAUAUCCGAUGAUACAAUGUCACUAACAGACUCCAGUGUGGAUGGUUUCCCAACGACGAGGAGGAGGGAGCAACGUCGCAGGAGAGAGAUGAGAAGUAUGAAUAUGAAUAUGAAACAGAAUGGCUGCAUCAAGUCUUUUCCACCAUUUCCUCAUUCUCAGAGAAGGCCGAAAGAAGUCCAACCAAUGGAGCCAAAGCAGUUUGCAGCAAUUUUAACAAAAAAGUUAGAAGAUUACCUUAAAAAGUUAGAGAUGAAUGAAAAAUUUGAAACCAAUAUGCGAAAGUUGAAUCAUGAGGUGGAGGAAGAAAAUCAGCAACUGUUUGUGCCGAGCAGUGCACCCAUGGUAAAGACGUUACCCCCACAACCUGCCAAAAGUUUUCCUAUAUCUAGUGAUGAUACAACUAGCGGUGUGGAAGAGGACCCAAAUAGUAUUAUAGAAGAACACUUUUCUAGGGUGUUUGAUUCCUCAGGAAAACACACCCCACAUGGAUAUUGGUCACCAGGUCGGCAUACGCCAAAGUCGAAAUCACCAGAUCGUGCUUUCAGAAAAGUUAACUAUCAUGGUGUUUCACAGUUGCCACCUGCAAUGUUACAAAAACUGUCGCACCAACAACAUAAAUCGCGACAUGCCAACCGGGAUAGUGGCACCAUAACAAUUUAUGAUACAGAGACUGGUAUGGCGCAUCAUCAUAAACACCACCACCACCAUCAUGUGCAUCAUCAUACAUCAACGAAAACAAAACAUCAAAUUGAAGCCGAGGCGACGCAGCGCAGCAUGGCUAUGCUUGGCGUAGACCCGGCUGAAACAUUGUUCAAUCCCAAAUCGCGACCUCGUUUGGAUGCGGUGAACACUCCAGUGAUGGAAACUGUGUUGGAGCCCAGUCGGCAUAAACGAGAGAGUAAGAAAUCAUCCAAGAAAUCGGAUGCAUCUGUUACGUCGAAAACUACAUCAGGUGUGGAUAGUGGAAUAUUUGAAGGACCAGUAUCGUUACCUCCAUCAGAUUCAGGCAGUGAAAGGAACCGAGCAAUAAUGGACUGGAUUCAAGAAAGUGAGGAAUUUACGAGACAUCAACAGCAGCUAUAUGCUGAAAUGAUUUCUAAGCCGCGCGACUCAAGGCAUAAACGUCCUCAACAUACCAAAUUACCUUCCCAGUCACCGUCUCCGUCGCCGCAUAGAAUGGGAUCAAAAAAGCCUGCCACUUACGGUACGUCGCGUCAAAGUUCAACCGAACGUCCAUACAAUGUUCAGGCUGCGUGGGUUAAAAAUAAACCAGCUCAGCCCAUCAUGCAAGAUCCAAGUAUGCCUGUGAAUCCGCCUCCAGAUCCGCUUAGUGUCUUGGAGGAAGCGAGGAGGAGGAUAGACGAUGAGAAGAAAUUAAAACAUCCAAAGGCAAAGCACCAGAGUGACGCAUCUCGUAAGGAAAGAAGGCCAUCCACUGUAAACAUACAAUCACAAAGUUCUCGAAGUGCAACGGGUACUCCGAAAAACAUACCUCCUGAAAUUGAACAAGCAGAAGAAGAGCAGAAAGUGCAACAAAGUAGCAAUAAUUCAACAAUGAAAAAGUCGUCACGGAGCAGUAAAAGCACGUCAACGAGUAAUCAAGACAGCGAGAACACUGUUGUUGCCUAUUUCUUCUGUUCAGAACCCAUUCCAUACAGAACAUCAAUACUGGGAAAAGAAAUCACGUUAGCACAAUUCAAGUCACUCAUUACCAAGAAAGGACAUUACCAAUACGUCUUUAAAAAAGCCAGCAAUGAGUUUGAGUGUGGAGUCGUUCAUGAAAUCAUUUGUGACGACAGUGCCAUUCUUCCAAUUUUUGAAGGAAAAAUAGUCGGUAAAGUUGAGAAGAUUGACUGAAAACCACCAAAAUGGUGUACGGUCCAGAAAAGCGAGACAUUCAACGUGCCCGGCUAAGACCACCAACAUGGCAAGUGGACAGUGCAGAAACACAAGACGACCAGUCUGACCAGUGAGCGCAUCUGCCCAGAAAGUCAACACUACUGGUCUUGACAACUGUCUGGUGUUCAGUAUCAAGACCGAACUGUCGGUGAUGCCAUGAAUGUUACUUAUUCUAGCGGUGCUACAUAGAUUAAUAUAGAGAAUUAGGAUCCAUCCCAUGAUGCAUUGUGGAAACAGACAAAUAUGAAAUCGAGCAGCUGGUUGCGGACAGUCUGUCUUUUAUGUACAAAAUUUACUGUCUUCUACAAGAGAAAUCAUACUUGGACGUAUUCACAAAGCUGUUUCUCAGAUUAAUCUAUUUUUAUACUAAUAAGUGGCCAUAACCCACUUACAAGCUACUUGAAGCAGUCGUAUAAACAAAUAAAAAACUGCAUUUGCCUGCUCCCAUCAUACAUUGCAACAUUUUUUACUUGGUUAUUAUUAUUAUUAUUAUUUUUUUCAAACAGAGCUAUUUAAAUUGACAGCCAUGUUGUCAUUGGUAUUUAGCAUUCUUGCAAUGUAUGAUGGGAAAAGUGUAUUGCCUUUUUUUUUUACCAUUAAGUUGGAAAUCCCUAACCCACCUAAUGUAUUUAUACCGGUCCACUUAGUACGUUCAAACUAGAUAUAUUGUUAUUAUUUUUGCUGUAAACUAUGCUUUUCUGUACCAUCAAUAUACAGUAGCUUGUGUACAAGUUCUGUGGCAAAAUGCAGCUUUUUUUUUAUUUUUUAUUAUAUGGCUUGGAACAUAGUUUUAUAGAUAUACUUAACAUGGGUGAAGUAACCAUUAAAACCCCAGACAACUACUGGUAGCCAUGACAACCAGAAAAAGAACCCGACUAAAUUGGUUUAUUGAUCAUGAAACUAGAAAAUUCGUUUGUCAAACCCCCCCUCUCCCUCACCAUAUGACAAUUGAGUACCAGUGUACCAAACAUUCUAUCAUGUAAAUUGAAAGUUAGUUGUAAUUUUUAUUUUGAACCAAAAAUGACAAGUCUACGGAUGAAGAAAAUCAGAUUGUUUUGUUUUUUUGAGCAAUUUUUUGUUUUGUUUUGUUACAGGCCAUGUGGCGAUAUCAGAUUUAUUAUAUUGGAAUUAUUGCCUAUUGUUUACAUACGUACAUACAUACACACACACACACACACCCCCACUUUGUGCCUUCUCUUGUUUUGGCAUUGUAUAUAAAAUGUAUCCCUGCCUCCCCUCUCCCCCCCUCCUCUGUUCAGACAUUAAAAGUUUUGUUUUUGUUACAGAAAAGACAUUUUUGGUUGCCAAGUGCAUGGCAUUAGGUGUAAAUGAAUUUAUUUGUAGGCUUGGAACAAUAAAUUUAUAUAUAUUUUUAAAAUCAUA
Molecule: messenger RNA, 4618 nt
Organism: Saccoglossus kowalevskii
Lineage: Eukaryota; Metazoa; Hemichordata; Enteropneusta; Harrimaniidae
Gene: axin1
Product: axis inhibitor 1
Biological process (GO): negative regulation of canonical Wnt signaling pathway; cell development; positive regulation of proteasomal ubiquitin-dependent protein catabolic process
Cellular component (GO): plasma membrane; beta-catenin destruction complex; nucleus
Molecular function (GO): beta-catenin binding; molecular adaptor activity; protein kinase binding
Source: RefSeq, marked provisional